Macroventuria anomochaeta is the source of this 1380-nucleotide messenger RNA. RefSeq lists its product as uncharacterized. Lineage: Eukaryota; Fungi; Ascomycota; Dothideomycetes; Pleosporales; Didymellaceae. Gene Ontology annotation, molecular function: transferase activity, transferring alkyl or aryl (other than methyl) groups; pyridoxal phosphate binding. The record is from RefSeq and is a predicted model, not a curated record. Gene Ontology annotation, biological process: transsulfuration. The coding region runs from base 1 to 1380 and encodes 459 amino acids. The transcript is spliced from 5 exons.
AUGGCUGAGGAGCUGUCCCAGAACUUUGAGACGCUGCAAUUGCACGCUGGUUAUACUCCAGAUUCAGCGACAAAUUCACGCGCUGUGCCAAUCUACGCUACCACGUCCUACACCUUCAAUGACUCCGCUCACGGCGCGAGGCUGUUCAGCCUUAAGGAGUUUGGUAACAUCUACAGCCGUAUCGGCAACCCGACUGUUGGUGUCUUCGAGGCCCGUAUCGCAGCGCUCGAAGGCGGUGUCGCAGCUCUAGCAGCUUCAUCCGGCCAAGCCGCCCAGUUUAUUGCUAUCAACGCCCUCGCACAUGCCGGAGACAACAUCAUCGCAACCACAAACCUCUACGGAGGCACAUACAACCAGCUGAAGGUCUUCUUCCCAAGGCUAGGCAUCGAGACCAAGUUCGUCAAUGGUGACAAGCCAGAAGACUUCAAAGCUGCGAUCGACGAUAAGACCAAGGCUAUCUACCUCGAAUCCAUCGGUAACCCAAAGUACAACGUACCAGAUUUCGAGAAGAUCGCUGCAAUCGCACAUGAAGCUGGUGUCCCGGUCAUCGUAGAUAACACAUUCGGGGCUGGAGGAUACUUCGUCCGACCCAUCGAUCACGGCGCAGACAUUGUCGUCCAUUCAGCUACAAAGUGGAUCGGAGGCCACGGCACAACGAUCGGCGGGGUCAUUGUCGAUAGCGGCAAGUUCGACUGGGGCAAACACGCAAAGCGUUUUCCUCAAUUCAACAACCCUUCGGAGGGCUACCACGGCCUUAAGUUCGUGGACACCUUUGGCCCAAUCGCAUUCAUCAUCCGCGCCCGAGUCGAGAUCCUUCGCGACUUGGGUGCAGCGCUCAAUCCCUUCGCUGCCCAGCAACUACUCCUUGGUAUCGAGACACUCAGCCUACGAGCCGAGCGUCACGCGUACAACGCGCUCAAGCUCGCGAAGUGGCUGGAGAGCAACGAGAACGUGAGCUGGGUAUCUUACCCCGGUCUCGAGAGCCACCAAUCGCACGAGCUCGCGAAGAAGUACCUCAAGCGCGGAUUCGGAGGCGUGCUCUCAUUCGGUGUGAAGGGCGGUGGUGCCGCAGGAAGUCAGGUUGUCGACAACUUCAAAUUGAUUUCUAACUUGGCGAAUGUUGGUGAUUCGAAGACGCUUGCUAUCCAUCCUUGGACUACAACACAUGAGCAGUUGAGUGAUGAGGAGAAGGAGGCUUCUGGUGUCACCGAGGACCUCAUCCGUAUCUCCGUCGGAACUGAGCACAUCGACGACAUCAUUGCAGACUUUGAGCAGUCGUUUAAGAAGUCAGCCACUAAACCUGAUGAGAAGGGCGAGCCUGCCAAUGCUGGAAAGACCGGUGAUACUGAGGUGUCUGCUUCCAUUCAUGGAUCCAUCUAA